Molecule: messenger RNA, 3781 nt
Organism: Cyclopterus lumpus (lumpfish)
Lineage: Eukaryota; Metazoa; Chordata; Actinopteri; Perciformes; Cyclopteridae
Gene: rest
Product: RE1-silencing transcription factor
Exons: 6
Coding region: 175-2928 (917 amino acids)
Biological process (GO): regulation of gene expression
Cellular component (GO): nucleus
Source: RefSeq, a predicted model, not a curated record
ACGUCAGCGCCGUACGUCAGUGUGGAGGAAUGUGCGGAAACUUUUUUCUUUUCUGCGCUCGUUUCGUCGAAGGAAUCAAAACCAAAGUCCCGCAGCGGCAGCCAAGUGGAGCAAAGUGGAGCCAAGUGAGCGCCGGAGAGCCGCUUCUCGCCGAGGUGAAGAGCUGAAGUCAAGAUGGCCGCUCAGACGGUGUUCUCGGUGGAGAUGUUUCCCGUCAGUGUUCCUCUGAUGGAGGACGCGCAGAGCAGCCUGCCGAGGAACACGCUGCCGGCCCCUCAGCUGGUGAUGCUGGCAAACGUGGCGGCGGCGGAGAGCGGCGGCGGUGACGGCAGCGCGGCGGACGAGAAGGAGAUGAUGGAGCUGAAGACUGUGGGAUGCAGCUACUCGGACAGCGAGGAGGAGAACAUCGUCAGGUACAGCUACGACAACCAAAACUACAGAGAGGUGUGUAUCCUUGAGUACCCCGAGUCUCCCAGCCCUAACAUCGUCACCGUGGUUGUAGGAAAUGGCGUGGAGGAGGAGGACGGCGUCAAAGCUGAAGACCUGUCCCGUCACACUAAGUCCCGCCCCUCCCCCUCCGCCGCCACCAAAACACCCGAGCCGGUCACCGACCGCCGCCCCGUCCCCGUCGCCGCGACGGAUAGCACCAAGAAGAAGAAGCCCUUCCACUGCAAGCCGUGUCACUUCCAGGCUGAGAACGAGCGCGAGUUUGUCGAACACCUCGGCACUCACAGCGUCAGCAAGAUGAUGGUGGUGAACCGGGUCGAGGGCCGAAGCAAGACCAGGACCAAGGACUCUGCGUCAGCCGAGGCCCAGGCGCCGCCGGACGGGGACGUGGAGAGCGGCGAGGACGCGGCGGCGGGCGACGUCAAGGGGCUGAUCAGGUGCGAGCGGUGCGGCUACAACACCAACCGAUACGACCAUUACAUCGCGCACCUGAAGCACCACAGCAAGGAGGGCGAGGACCACAGGGUGUUCAAGUGCACUCUGUGUCCGUACACCACCGUGAGCCAGUACCACUGGAGGAAACACCUGAGGAACCACUUCCCCAGCAAGCUGCACACCUGCAGCCAGUGCUCCUACUUCUCCGACCGCAAGAGCAACUACAUCCAGCACAUCCGGACGCACACAGGUGUCCGUCCUUUCCAGUGUCCUUACUGCGACUACUCCAGUUCUCAGAAGACCCACCUGACCCGGCACAUGAGGACUCACUCCGGUGAGCGUCCUUUCAAGUGUGAGAGUUGCAACUACCUUGCAGCCAACCAGCACGAGGUGACCCGGCACGCCCGGCAGGUCCACAACGGCCCCAAACCUCUUUCCUGCCCAUACUGCGAGUACAAGACCGCCGACCGCAGCAACUUCAAGAAGCACGUUGAACUCCACCUCAACCCGCGACAGUUCCUCUGCCCGCUCUGCAAGUACGCCGCCUCCAAGAAGUGCAACCUGCAGUACCACAUCAAGUCCAGGCACUCCGGCUGCGACGUGUCCGUGGACAUCUCCAAGGUCAAGCUGCGGGUCAAGAAACCCGGUCCCGACGGCGCGGAGCAGAACCAGGACUCCGGAGCGGGCAAGUUUGACAAUUCGUCCGGUGGGGAGGAGGACUUUGAGAUGGAGGACGAGGACGAGGACUCGAGUCCCAUCAACCUGUCGACCAAAACGAGCGGCCGGCCGGUCGACGCCCAACCGGUUCAAACCGAAGCGCCCGACAAGUCUCCGAAGAAAUCCAGCGUCCCGGCUGAGAGGGAGAAAGGCCAGAAGGAGAAGGUGGAACCGGAGAAGAAGGUCACCACGAGGCAGAAGAAGACUGAGAAGGUCAACAAGAGUCCCCCGGAGACGGAGACGACGACCGCCGUCUCUGUAAAUGCAGACAAGGGGAAGAGACGAAUCAAGAAGCUGCCGGUGGAGACAAAACCAGACCGGCAAAGAUCGGAGGAGGAAGCGAGUCGGAAAGAGGAGGAGAAGCCGAGGUCUGAGAAGGAGAAGCCGAGGUCUGAGAAGGAGAAGCCGAGGUCUGAGAAGGAGAGAGGACAUCAUCAGAAGAACGAGAGCAGUGGAAAGGAGAACAAAGGCCUGAACAAGACGAGGAAGUCCGGAUCAAAGAAUCCAAAGAGGAGACCAGAGCGCGUAGAAGAAGCUCCUCAGAAACCGGAGAGUCCUGAGAAGGCGGUGAAGGAGAAGGCUGAGAAGAGGAAAGCGGCAGAGGCUCUCGACCUUUCCCAAAAGUCCCCGUCCGAGACGCCAUCCAAGGCCAAGCGGCUGAAGGGCGGCGCGGCGGAGAAGCCGCGGGCGAAACCCGCUGCAGAAGACCCAAAGAAGAUGGACGAGGCGACUCCCGCAGCACCGAGGUCCACCGGGUCCACCCGGGCGAAGCAGAAGAAGACCAGGAACACCGGCAGGAAAGCCACAAGCCUUCAACCAACCGGGGAUCCAGUUGAAGACCAGAAGACGUCAGACGGCCAGAAGACGUCCACUCCGACAUUGCAAGAGAAGACUCCGGACCAACCCACCUGCAGCUCAGGCGAGGACAAGUCGUCUCCAGCUGAAGGCGGCGCCGCUCCCACGUUCGUUAAACCCGCGUCGCCGCCUUCUCUGGUGCUCCCGGGCCAGCGGAACAAAGCCGGCGCCGGCGGCGACCCGGAGGACGACGAGGGCAUCCACAGCAGCCACGAGGGGGGCAGCGACAUCAGCGACAGCGCCUCGGAGGGCAGCGACGACUCCGGCCUCAACGGCGCCGGCGCCGGGUCGGGGAAGAUGGCCAACGACCCCGAGACGCCCACCGACGAGAUCCCGACCCCGACGGGGCUCAAGAGUCACCUGUGCAUCUUCUGCGACCGCACCUUCCCGUUGGAGGCGGAGUACCGGCGCCACCUGAACCGCCACCUCGUCAACGUCUACUACAUGGACGACGCCGCCAAAGCUCCGAAAUGAAAAACCAGUUCGUUCCCAGUCCUCACUGGUUUCCCCUUGGCCGAUUUCCUCUUUCCCAGUCGACGCACUCCUCAGAACUGGUUCUUCUUCUGCCUCGUGGGUCACAGCUGGUGCCAAAACGAAGCGGUAGGCCUGAAGCCUCCCGUGUUUGACGUCAAGUCCAGUUCUACGUCGGGGACCGGCUUCUCUUGGACCCCACCUGAACGGGCCUCAGGUCCACGCUUCAUCACACCCCCCCCCCCCCCCCUCCCCCCCCCCGCCGGCGGUUCUGGCGGUCCAAAUCUUUUUAAAAACAUUCGGUGCCUUUUUGACAAUCAACUCCGUGUGAAGUCUCACGUUUUUUAGUUGUUUUUUUUUAGUGAAAUCUGCAGAACGGGUUCUUUAACUUGUACAGUGUGAAUAUUUGUUCUUUCUUUGAGUUCUUAUUGGUUAACGAGAUCACACACACACACACACACACACACACACCGCUUAUUAACAAUGGAGCUCCAGCUUGUUUCCUAAUUAAUAAUAAUUCAGUGCAAUAUUCCAAAGUGAAUUUCACUUUCGAGACUCGUGGAGUCGUAAACAUGAAUUCUUCUUUCUGUUGUUUUAUAUUUAGUUUUUCACGUGUUUAUUUCUAUCAUAACUGGUCAACCGAUGGUUUAUUUUACUGGUGAAUAUGUUUCCAUAAAUAUUAAAAACAACAGUCGACAUGUUUUCCUUCAUAGUUCUUAUUAAUAAAGAUAAUUAACAGAGUCUUUGUCCUUUCAUGUUUGUUCAUUAAAUAAUGGAAACUAGAUGUUAUUAAAGAACAUUUAAUCUGCAUAUUUUUCUUCUCUGCGUUUCUUUAAUAAAGGAUUUUCUAAAUCAA